Molecule: messenger RNA, 462 nt
Organism: Spirometra erinaceieuropaei
Lineage: Eukaryota; Metazoa; Platyhelminthes; Cestoda; Diphyllobothriidea; Diphyllobothriidae
Source: the annotation of a GenBank genome assembly
AUGCGUGCGGACAUACGCAACUGUGCUACCGGUCUCCUCCGGAAAGGAAAACAACAACAAACCUUGCCGAUGGAAGAAGAGAAGGAGUUACGCUCCCUGAGGUCAGACGAUAGUAUCGUUGUUGUAUCUGUUGACAAGCGUGGUGCUACUGCCAUUACGGAGAAGAAUGAUUAUGUCAAUACGGCCAUCCAAGACCUUAAAGUCAGAGAGGCCUAUAUUCCAAUUGAUGAGGAUCCGGCGAAAAAGCAGGCCGCAUCUAUAAAGAAGAAAGUGAACGAGCUCACUCGGAAAAAGCUGAUAAACCCCGCGGACUCCAAAUUUCUGACUCCCAUUGACAUCCGUAUCGCACGUGUUUAUGGCCUCCCAAAGGUGCAAAACGCAGGUGCACCGUUGAGAAUCAUAGUGCCGCUCAUUGGAUCGCCUACUUAUAGCCUUGUCAAGUGGCUGUACAAGCACCUAUAG